Rubroshorea leprosula is the source of this 1570-nucleotide messenger RNA. The record is from the annotation of a GenBank genome assembly. NCBI's taxonomy places the organism in Eukaryota, Viridiplantae, Streptophyta, Magnoliopsida, Malvales, Dipterocarpaceae.
ACUCCCAACUUCUUCAGUUUUCUUUUAGGGUUUGCUCUUAGGUCUUUCCUUUCUGCUGUUUUUAUUGUUCUUAAUUUUUUGGAUCAGCCCUUUAUACUGUUCUAUCUAAGGUUUAAUUUUGUCCCUUCAUUUUCUUAGUAAGAAAGGAAAGAAAGACUCUCUUACAUUUGAUAAAAAGAGAGGUAGAUAUAUGGGUCAUGAGAGAAGUGAUAGUACUGAAAAAAUUGAGGAAAUCAUGCUCCCAGGUUUUCGUUUCCAUCCGACCGAUGAAGAGCUUGUUGGGUUUUAUCUGAAAAGGAAGAUUCAGCAGCGCCCUCUUUUGAUUGAGCUGAUUAAACAACUAGAUAUCUACAAAUACGAUCCAUGGGAUCUUCCAAAGUUGGCGACAACAGGAGAGAAAGAGUGGUAUUUCUACUGUCCUAGGGACAGGAAAUACAGGAACAGUGUAAGGCCUAACCGAGUGACUGGAGCUGGAUUCUGGAAAGCCACCGGAACUGACCGGCCUAUCUACUCCUCAGAAAGCUCCAAGUGCAUUGGCCUGAAGAAAUCUCUGGUUUUCUAUAAAGGUAGAGCCGCCAAAGGUGUUAAAACUGACUGGAUGAUGCAUGAGUUCCGGUUGCCCUCUUUGGCUGACUCGGUAACUACAAAGAGAUUCAUGGACAAAACCAUUCCUGCCAAUGAUUCCUGGGCAAUAUGCAGGAUAUUUAAGAAGACAAACUACUCAGCUCAAAGGGCUUUUUCUCAUUCAUUUGUUUCUCCAUUACCUGAAACAUCAUCAACCUCGGUUAUGGCUAACAGUACCAUAGGUUCAGACAGUACUCAACUCAGUUCGGAGAACAGAUCGUCAGUAACAACAAAAACCAGUUCUUCUUCUAUCCAAAUUAAUCACAAUACUGACAUACAACAGACAUCAAGUACCACAUUUUCCCCUUUAGAUUAUCCCUACUUCAAACCCAUCAACCAGAUGGCUGGGAAGCCUCCUCAAUUUCCCACCGGAGACCUAGCAGACCUCCUUGUUGAACCUCUCGAAACCUCAGCUCCUGUUAAAUGCAUGGUGGAUGUUACAUCCAUGUUGCUGAACAUGUCUUCUUCUGUGCUUGGAGAUUACAGUCAUAGCAAGGUGUCUGAUGAGAGUAUAGACCUCGUGGGGCACCAUGAACAUGGCAAUGGCUGCUCGGUGAGUUUUCCCCAUGAGAUUCAUGGGAACAUCAGCAAUGGAACGCAAGGGGAUGACCAGUGGGAAGGCGUCCAAUCUAUGGGAUUUCCAUUCAGUUUUCCGGCUGUGAUGAAUAUGGGAUAUGCUUGGAAACCAAGUAAUGUUUUGUGGGAUUCUUCAUCCAGUCCUAGUGAGAUGUCCACAAGUUUUUCAACAACCAAGUGUUACACUUGAUGAAGAAGAUUAUACGGUGAAAAAACAUGUUUGGUGGUUUGAGGUUUUGAGUAAUUAAGUUGUUUUGGAAAAUAUUGUGUUUGUGUCACUCUUUCUAGGACAUGAACCAUUUUUAUAUCAUGGAUCCAAAUAUGAAGAAUUUGAGCUCCACAAAUUUUGAAAUUAACAAAUAUUUUUUAU